GACUAUUCCGACUAAUCGAUACCUUGAAGAACGUAACGUACUAACCUUGCAUCUUACAAUCACAUCAGCAUCACCAAUAAAAUCAAAUCAAUUUUAUUUUUGUAGUCUAGUUCAAUUCUGUGAAAGCUGAGGUUAUGUUGUCAAAAUUUAAGAUACAUUUUUUGUAAUAAUUCUUCAGUGGGUUUGAGUUUUCAUUGCACCAUGGCCGAUAUUGUGUGGAACGAACCUACAGACGAAACUCCUUGGCCGAACAAUGCGCAAUUAUUUCAACCUCUUGAAUUGGAACAGAUAUUAUUGCCAGAUAAUGCCAAUUGUCUGUACAUUCAGACGUUUCUAAGAAUGUGCGAUCUUGAUUUCGAAAUCAUCUAUCGGAGCAAUGCAGAGUUCAUGUCUCCUUCGGGUAAAGUUCCUUUCUUAAAAUGUGGACCUUAUAUAUGUGAAGCGGAUUCUAUUGUUAAUUUUGUGGGCAAUAAAGGAUAUGCUUUGUCCAAGGAUCUAGACCCAAGUAAUAAAGCUGAUCUGCGAGCAUUUACAUCACUAGUGAAUUCGGUUUUAGUCUUCGCUGAGCUGUACAUCACAUGGUGUGAAUCCAGUGUAUAUAAUGAAGUUACUCGGCCAAGAUAUGGAUCAGGAUAUCCAUGGCCUCUCAACACUGUCUUAACAUACAAAAAAAGAAAACAGGUCAUCAAAAUGCUAAAACCACAUGGCUUCUACGAUAUGUCUAUCAAUGAAGUUUAUAAAAAGGUUGAGACGUGCUGUCAAUGUCUAUCAACGAAGCUUGAUAACAACAAUUAUUUUUUUGGAGAACAGGCUACAGAAUUCGAUGCCCUUGUAUUUGGACAUGUCUACACGAUUCUAACAACUCCUUUACCAACCAACAAGUUUUCAGCUAUUGUUCGAGGUUUUCCCAACAUUGUUGCACAUUGUGAAAGAAUCGAAAAAACAUACUAUCCUAGCGAUAAAAGUCGAAAAUGAAUAGCAAAGCUUGUUAGUCUCCAAAAUUAUUAUAAUAUUUGAAUAGUUCAAAAAUUUUCAUUUCAAUGCAAUAAUUAUUUAUUAAUGUCACCAUCAAUGUACAUAAUUGUUAAAAUAAAAUAGUUUAAAAGCUCA
Nilaparvata lugens (brown planthopper) is the source of this 1110-nucleotide messenger RNA. Its product is annotated as metaxin-2. Bases 202 to 975 code for a protein of 257 amino acids. The record is from RefSeq and is a predicted model, not a curated record. Lineage: Eukaryota; Metazoa; Arthropoda; Insecta; Hemiptera; Delphacidae. Gene Ontology annotation, cellular component: SAM complex. The transcript is spliced from 6 exons. Gene Ontology annotation, biological process: mitochondrion organization.